Messenger RNA from Rotaria sp. Silwood2, 912 nucleotides. The record is from the annotation of a GenBank genome assembly. NCBI's taxonomy places the organism in Eukaryota, Metazoa, Rotifera, Eurotatoria, Philodinida, Philodinidae.
AUGUCUUCUGAUUACAGUGAUUAUUCAGAUUAUAUUCAUAAUAACAAUGAUGAUCAUUUUCAAGCGGUAUAUCAAAGUUAUUCAUCUGCAUUUUUAACUGAUCGUGAUCGAAGAAAUGUCGAAUAUGGUGGUAAAAUUUUACUUCCACAAACAGCACUUGAACAAUUAGCCGAACAAACGAAUAUUAUGUUGUUUAAAUUAACAAAUUCUAAACAUAAUCGUUCAACUCAUUGUGGUGUUUUAGAAUUUUUAGCAGAUGAUGAACCUCAUUGUUAUUUACCAUAUUGGAUGAUGAAUUAUUUAUCAUUAAAUGAAGGUGAUGAAAUACAUAUUGAAUCUGUUCAUUCAUUACCAGUUGGAACAUUUGUACGUUUUCAACCUCAAUCAAAAGAUUUUCUUGAUAUAAGUAAUCCAAGAGCUGUUUUAGAACAUGUUUUAAGAAAUUUUAGUUGUUUAACAAAAGGUGAUCUUAUAUCAAUAAAUUAUCUUAAUCGUAAUUAUGAAUUAUCUAUAUUGGAAUUAAAACCUUCAAAUGCUGUAUCAAUAAUUGAAUGUGAUAUUGAAGUUGAUUUUGCACCAUCAAUUGAUUCUAUUGAUGAAAAAUCAAUAUCAACAUCUAUAAAUAAUGAACAAUAUUAUAAAAAUUCAUCAAUAUUUAUGCCAUUUUCUGGUCAAGGAAUUCGUUUAAAUGGUAAAGUAAAAUCAGAUGAUAAAGAACAACAAAAUAAUAAAGAAAUUUUACAAAAACGUGGAAUACCUAAUUAUGAUUAUAAAUAUGGUUUAUUACAAUUUCCACGUAUACCAUUAUGUUCUAUAAAUAAUGAUAUAAAUGAUGUAUUAGAAAAAAAUCCAUCUAAUACAUUUCAACCAUUUACAGGUGAAGGAAAAACUCUUAGACAAUAUCGAAAUUAA